Molecule: messenger RNA, 378 nt
Organism: Cicer arietinum (chickpea)
Lineage: Eukaryota; Viridiplantae; Streptophyta; Magnoliopsida; Fabales; Fabaceae
Source: RefSeq, a predicted model, not a curated record
AUGCUCCUAGUAUUAAUUUUAUUUGGAGUAACAACUUUAAUAAUCUUCAUAGCCAUCAAACCAAGAAAUCCUACAUUUGACAUCUCUAAUGCAAACCUCAAUGUUGUAUACUUUGACUCACCUCAAUACUUCAAUGGUGACUUCACUCUCCUUGCAAAUUUCACCAAUCCCAACACCAAAAUUGAUGAUCUUGGUGUGAAACUUCAAAAGCAGAUGCAAAGUAACAAAAUUAAUUAUAAAGUAAGAGGAAUAUUUAAAGUGAUAUUAAACUUUGGACUCAUUCAUUUUUCUUACUUGCUUCAUAGUAAAUGUCAGAUGGAGUUGCCUAGUCCACCAAGUGGUGUCUUAGUAGCAAGAAAGUGCAUCACAAAGAGAUGA